AUGACCGACGAAGUCCUCUCCCGCAUUGCAAGCAUUCCUGGAAAGGUCUACGAUUCCACGGGUUUCGCUAAAAUAUUCCGCUGUGACAGAGAAUCAGAGGAAAGCCACAUUUUUAUCAAGGACCGGGAAUCAGUGGUUGGCGAGGUAAAGGAUACAGAGCAAGCUGCCCACUCAGAGAGACCUGCAUCCACCAUCCAUCCCCUUCACCACCCCGGCACUCGCGAGGAACCAGAGAGCCAGGAGAGAGUGGCCCAGAAGGAGAAACUCCAUGCAGAGUUGAAGCAGGUCUUGAAUCUUAAAAGAAGCCUUCAAAAACAAACUUCCCAUCCAUCACUAAGGAGCAUGGACGUACCAGUGGAGGGCAGCUUAACACAGAAGGAGGAGGUGAAGCUGUCCAAGCUGGUGGAAGUGGUGGUGGAGACGGAGCCCGAGGCAGGAGCCACUGGUUUCAGUGUAUCAGGAGGAGGCAACAAGGGUAUCUUCGUGAAGGAUGUGCUCAAAGACUCACCGGCCGCCAAAGCCCUCAGCCUCAGAGAAGGAGAUCAGCUGCUCAGUGCCAGAGUCUACUUCGAGAAUGUGAAGUAUGAAGACGCUCUGAAGAUCCUACAGUGUGCUGAGAACUACAAGGUGUCCUACUUACUGAAGCGCACUGUCCCCGGAGCCAACAUCAGUGUGUCCCCAAGCAAAGGCAGCCUUGACAUUAAGGGACCCAAAGCCAAGAUGCCCAAACUGAGUGUCAAAAGCAUCACACCCAUGAAGAAAAAGAAAAAGAAGGGCAAGGCCAGCGUUAAGCUCAGCGGUGGCACCUCCCUUCCAGCAGGGGCAGAGUUUAACGUAGGGGGAACGCCGGCCAAGUUGGAACUGAGUCCAGUUGACGUUGAGUUUGCCUUUCCUAAAUUCUCCAAGCUCAAAAAGACAGGGAAGGCAGCCACAGGGGGUGACAUGGGUUUAGAAGCACAACCUGGUGCUGCGAUCCCAUGGCGAAAGAAGCGAAGGAUCAAAUUCCCGAGAAUGAGAGUCAAAGACGCUGCCAUGGCUCAAGUUGAUGUGAGUGGGGAGACACCAGGGGGAUCAAUAGCUGUGACACCGUCGAAGGGCAAAUUAGAAAUGGAUGUCCCAGAAGCUAAACUCAAGACCAAAGGAAAGUCACCAAAGUUUGGGAUCUUCUUUCCGAAAACCAAGAAAGCCAAAGUAGAUGUGAGCCUGCCGAAAGUUGAUGUUGAUAUAAAAACCCCUGAGGCCAAGUUUAAACCCCCAAGAGUAGAGCUCGAUAUCAGUAUACCAACUGGGAAAGCAGACAUCACAGUACCUAAACCAGAACUGGAAGGCAAAGAAGAAGUCAAAUUUAAAUCACCCAAACUUGAACUUGAUUUUGGGUUGCCAUCAGGGAAAGCAGAAGUUCCAGAAGUAGAAAUCAAAGGGCCGGCCAAAGAUGAAAUUAGAUUACCCAAAGUGAGACUAGAUAUCAGCUUGCCAGCUGGGAAGGCUGAUGUCCCAAAGCCAGAAGUGAGUGUGAAAGGUCCCAAGGUGGAUAUCAAAGGAGGCAUUGAAGCCCCAGAUGGCAAAGUGAAAGGAGAAGGUUUUAAAAUCAAGAUGCCCAAGUUUGGGAUCUCCUCACAAACAUCUGACCUCGAGGGUCCUGCAGUGGAAUGGGACCUUGAUGUGGAAAGCCCAGAAGGUAAGCUGAAGAUGCCUAAAGUGAAACUCCCCAAAAUAGGCAUUUCUCUCCCCUCGGAUGAAUUUGAAGGUUGUGUUUCCGCACCUAGAGGUGAGGUGGACAUAGAGGGUCCAGAUGGGAAACACAAAGGCAGACUAAAGAUGCCAUCAAUAAGCAUUGCAGCCCCCAAUGUAGAUAUAGAUUUCAGUUUGCCAAAGGGGAAAGCUGAGAUGGAAGCAGAUUGGAAGAUGCCAGCAGCUGAGGGAACCGUAGAAGCUGGCAUGAAGAGCCCCGGUGGCUCAGGAGCCACAGAUUAUGCUGAAGCUAAAGUGUCUGUUCCAAAAGCGGAUGUCAAAGGUCCGAAAGCUGAAGUAAAGGUAGGGAAAAUGGAAGUGGAAUUGCCUGAUGUUAAAUUUAAAGGACCUAAGAUGAAGAUGCCUUCAUUUGGAAUUUCUUCACCAAAAAUGAAAGGGGAGGGUUCUCUACCCGAAACUGAGGUCCUUAAUGAAAGUGCAGAAGGAAAGAUGAAGCUGCCUAAAAUACCUUCCAUAGACAUUUCAUUGCCAGUCCCAGAUUUAGACUUAAACCUUCCACUGGGUAAAGGAACUGGACCUGGAGCUGAAAUAAAAGGUGAUGUAGAUACCAGAAGCCGUGGCAGUAGAGAACGACUGGACAUGAAGCUGAAAAAGCCUAAAAUAUAUUUUCCGAAAUUUGGCCUGUCUGGGAAAGAGAAAGAGUCAGGAGCAGAUAUUCACAUCUCCACUCCCAAAGUAGAUGUCAAGGAACCAAAGAUUGAUAUACAAGGUAUUGAAAUAGAAGGACCCUCAGCUAAGGGGGCAAAGAUAAACAUGCCUAAAAUUGACCUUUCCCUACCAAAAAUAAAAUCACCAGAAGCAGAGUUGGAUAUUCAUGGAAUGGACAUAGAAGGCUCUAGAUCUAAAGGAGGAAAAAUAACCAUGCCGGAAAUUGACCUUUCCCUUCCAAAAAUGAAACCACCCAAAGUAGAAUUGGAUGUCCAUGGAAUUGAAGUUGAAGGUCCUUCAGCUAAGGGGGCAAAGAUAAGCAUGCCUAAAAUUGACCUUUCCCUACCAAAAAUGAAAUCACCAGAAGCAGAGUUGGAUAUUCAUGGAAUGGACAUAGAAGGCUCUGGAUCUAAAGGAGGAAAAAUAACCAUGCCGGAAAUUGACCUUUCCCUUCCAAAAAUGAAAUCCCCCAAAGUAGAAUUGGAUGUCCAUGGAAUUGAAGUCGAAGGUCCUUCAGCUAAAGGGGCAAAGAUAAGCAUGCCUAAAAUUGACCUUUCCCUACCAAAAAUGAAAUCACCAGAAGCAGAGUUGGAUAUUCAUGGAAUGGACAUAGAAGGCUCUAGAUCUAAAGGAGGAAAAAUAACCAUGCCGGAAAUUGACCUUUCCCUUCCAAAAAUGAAACCACCCAAAGUAGAAUUGGAUGUCCAUGGAAUUGAAGUUGAAGGUCCUUCAGCUAAGGGGGCAAAGAUAAGCAUGCCUAAAAUUGACCUUUCCCUACCAAAAAUGAAAUCACCAGAAGCAGAGUUGGAUAUUCAUGGAAUGGACAUAGAAGGCUCUGGAUCUAAAGGAGGAAAAAUAACCAUGCCGAAAAUUGACCUUUCCCUUCCAAAAAUGAAAUCCCCCAAAGUAGAAUUUGAUGUCCAUGGAAUUGAAGUUGAAGGUCCUUCAGCUAAAGGGGCAAAGAUAAGCAUGCCUAAAAUUGACCUUUCCCUACCAAAAAUGAAAUCACCAGAAGCAGAAUUGGAUAGUCAUGGAAUGGACAUAGAAGGCUCUGCUGCUAAAGGAGGAAAAAUAACUAUGCCGAAAAUUGACCUUUCCCUUCCAAAAAUGAAAUCCCCCAAAAUAGAAUUGGAUGUCCAUGCAAUUGAAGUUGAAGGUCCUUCAGCUAAGGGGGCAAAGAUAAGCAUGCCUAAAAUUGACCUUUCCCUACCAAAAAUGAAAUCACCAGAUGCAGAGUUGGAUAUUCAUGGAAUGGACAUAGAAGGCUCUGGAUCUAAAGGAGGAAAAAUAACUAUGCCAAAUAUUGACCUUUCCUUACCAAAAAUGAAAUCGCCUGAAGCAGAAUUAGAUGUGCAAGGAAUGGACAUUGAAGGCUCUGGAUUUAAGGGAGGAAAAAUAACUGUGCCAAAAAUGGACCUUUCCCUUCCAAAAAUUAAAUUCCCUGAGGGGGACGUUUCAGUGCCGGAAGGUAAAAUAAAGGUGAAAGGGACCAAAGUAGAAGGUGACGAGACAGAUGCAAGACUUAAUAUGUCAUCUGUCAAAAUGCCAGCCAUUGAUAUUGACAUGCCAAAGAUAGACCUCGAUUUAGGCUUCUUGAAGACUGACGCACACGUGGAGGGGGGUGGAAAAGUUCCUGAGCAUCCCGGAGCUGGAGGAAACUUUGAAGGUCCUGACAUCCACUUGAAAAUGCCCAAAAUUUCUCUACCGAAAUUUGGGAUCAAGGGCAGUGAAGGCGAUGCUGAUGUUGAUCUUGACCUGAAAGGACAAGUCAAACCCCCAAAAGCUGAAAUAAAAGGAACAGAUAUCGGAGAUCCCAAAGUGAAAGGACCUGGAAUAACAAUGUCCACAUUCGGGAUUACUUUUGGCAAAGGCAAAGAAGCCGAGAUUGAUAUUAAAGCACCCAAAGGAAAGAGAGACAUCAGUAGCCCAGAACUGGAGACUGGUAUAAAACCCCCAAAAGUCAAAGCUGCUUUGAAAGGGCCUGGCCUUGAAGCUGAAGGUAUAGAUGCUAAGUUAAAGCUCCCGACUGUCAAGAUGCCAUCAUUUGAUAUCUCAGUCCCCAAACUGCCGGAUGUUAAUUUUGACAUUAAAAUGCCAAAGGGUAAGGCUGAAGCAUCUGUUGAAGGAGACAUCAGUGGUCAAUCACUAAGUGCCAAAGGUCCUGACAUUGAGAUUAAAAUGCCAAAGCUUCCCACGUUCAGUAAAGGAAAGGGUGAGGUUGAGAUUGAAGCCCCCGAGAUUGAUGUUGAAGGUCCAGAUGGAAAACUGACAGGACCUAAGCUGAAGAAGCCUACAUUUGGUAUUUCUUUUCCCAAAGGCAAAUCCGGAGAAGCUUGCCUUGAAGGUGAGCUUGAUGUUUCUAGACCAACCUUGAAAGCUCCUGAAGUCAAGGUGAAGGCUCCCAAAGGGAAACUUGAAGUUACAAGACCUGAUGUGGAUAUAGACAUGAAAGGCGGAAAAGUCAAGUUACCCACUGUGAAACUUCCCUCUGUUGACAUUUCCUCCCCAAAAGUGGACAUCGACUUUGGCUUGCCCAAAGCAAAGGGGAAUGACAAGGAGCAGAUUGGACUGUUCAAGGCUGAAGGAGAUAGGCCAUCCUCAGGAGCGAGUUUUGAUGUCCCGGAUGUGUCCCUGAAAAUGCCAAAGUUCUCCCUUCCCAAAUUUGGGGGCAAGGCAAAGGCAGGUGCUGUUGAUCUAGAGGUUCCCAAAGCAGAGGUUAAAGUUACCCCUCCAAAAAUAAAUGUUGAAGGCAGAGCUCCAUCUGUAGAGUCUGAUGUUGAUGGGAAGGCAAAAGGGAAAGAAGGGAAGAUGAAGAUGCCGAGAAUCAAAAUGCCUUCUUUCGGCAUAUCCAAAAAGGAAGGAGAAAUUACAGUCUGCUGCCCAGAGAUUGAUACUAGGGUCAAAAAAGGAAAAGUGGAAAUCGAGGCACCUGAAGUUGAGCUGGAAGGUCCAGAGGGUAAAGUAAAAACACAAAAUAAAUUCGCUAAAUUUAAAAUGUCAUCACCGAAAGGCAAAGUGCCGGAAGCUGAAGCCAAAGUAGAUACCAGGUUUAGUGGGAAAGGUGGCUUUGAAGCACCAGACGUGACACUCAAAAUGCCUAAGAUGUCAAUGCCUAAGUUUGGAUCCAAAAGUGCCAAUAUUGACCUUGGUACACCAGAUGCAGACUUGGAAGGCAAAGGAAAGAUCAAAAUGCCAGCUCUUGAAAUUUCCCUGCCAGCUGUAAAGCAACCAGAGGUGGGGUUGUUACCGAAAGCAGAGGUAGAUGUCUCUGAAGCAGACAUCAAAGGAUAUGAAGGUGAUCUGAAGAUACCCAAAAUGCCAACCAUUGACUUCUCAGCCCCCAAAAUUGAACUUGAUAUCAGCUUUUCUAAAGCCAAUAUGGGUGCCUCCGUUGAUUCUGAUGCAGGCAUCAAGGCUGACAUUGACAAAGGCUUUGAGGGAUCUGAUUUCAAGCUGAAAAUGCCCAAGAUAAGCUUACCUACAUUUGGCAUAUCUGGUUCCAAGGAACAGGACAUUGAACUAGACAUGAGAGGAGCCAAAUCAGACAUCUCCAAUCAGGCAGAGAUCAAAACACCAGAGCUUCAUAUCUCCACACCAAAAGCUACUAUAGACACACCAGACUAUGAAAUUGAGGAUGGAGAUGGCAAGCUGAAGAUGCCCAAAAUCAAAAUGCCAAAAGUGGACAUAUCCUUGCCUAAGGGCAAAACAGGAGAAGCAGACAUGUCUCUUACCGAAGGCAAGGUCAGAAUUGAGGAACCUGAUUUUGAUGGAGAUGGGGAAAGCAAAUUUAAGUUACCGUCUUUUGGACUGCCAAAGUUUUCUAGUCCCACGGUGAAGGCUCCGGAACUUGACCUUGAAUUCAAUUUGGGGAAACCCAAACAUGAGACUGAGAUCACUGGCCCACACAUAAAGGGGCCAAAGAUUGAAGGUAUGGGUCCUCAUGGUGAUACAGAAGGAGAGUUCAAAAUGAAGGGGCCAAAGAUUAAGAUGCCCAAAGUAGAAAUAUCAGGUCCAGUACUCAAAGGUGCGGAUGUUGAGAUUGAUGCAGGUCUUCCAAAAGCUGAGAAGGAGAAAGGGAAAAUUGAGAUUAAGCCUCCAAAAAUAGAAGGAAGCAUUGAUAUCUCCAGCAAGGAAAUAAAGGGGCCAAAAGUAAAAGGUACAGAGUUUAAAAUCGGGAUGCCGAAAAGAAAAGUGGAAGUAGAUGCUGGAUUAGAAGCAGACAUGAAAAAAACUGACAUUGAUGAAGAAGGAGCAGGGGGGAGAUUUAAAAUCAAAAUGCCGAAAUUUGGAAUGUCCAAGGGCAAGGUUGAAGCUCCCGAGUUGGAAACCAGUGUUGACAUUGAGGGAGGGGACAGCAGUUUCAAAAUGCCCCAAAUUUCUUUACCAGAUGUGGGCUUUUCUUCUUCCAAAGGGGGAGAUGCUGAUGCAGGGGUAGACAUAUCUCUUCCCAAGGCAGAAUUAGAUUUGAAAAAAGACAUCAAAGUCGAGGGUCCCAAAGCAGAAGGUAAAAUUAAAGUUGAUGCUCCAGAGGGUCACCUUAAAAUGCCCAAGUUUAAGAUGCCUUCAAUUGGAAUUUCAGUAUCCAAAGACCAAGGAGAAGGAGAGGCUGAAUUCACUGCCAAAGGUAACUUGGAAGGGAAAACAAAAAAGCAUCAUUUUAAAAUGCCUGGUGUGGAAAUUUCAGCCACCAAAGUCAAAGCAGAUGGACAAGAUGGUGAGCUAGGGCUUGUCCUUCCAGAGGACAAGGAGGAAAUAAAGCUGAAAAUGCCAAAGAUCUCAAUGCCCUCUGUUGGUUUCUCAGACUCUAAGGACAAAGAGGCAUCUGUAGAGUCGAUCACCCCAGAAGAUGAUAGCAAAGGAGAAGGCUUUAAAAUCAAGAUGCCCAAGUUUGGGAUCUCCUCAAAAACAUAUGACCACGAAGGUCCUGCAGUGGAAGCGGACCUUGAUGUGGAAGGUCCAGAAGGCAAGCUGAAGAUGCCUAAAGUGAAACUCCCCAAAAUAGGGAUUUCUUGCCCCUCAGGUGAAUUUGAAGGAGGCACUGAUGUUUCCGCACCUAGAGGUGAGGUGGACAUAGAGGGUCCAGAGGGAAAACGUAAAGGCGGACUAAAGAUGCCAUCAAUAAACAUUGCAGCCCCCAAAGUAGAUCUAGAUUUCAGUUUGUCAAAGGGGAAAGACGAGGCAGAUUUGAAGAUGCCAGAACCUGAGGGAACCGCAGAAGCUAGCAUGAAAGGCCCCGGUGUUGAGAUAAAAAUGCCCAAAGUGACAUUUCCAAAAUUUGGGGGCUCAGGAGUCACAGGGGAUGCUGAAUCUCUCCCAAAAGGGGUUGGCGUAGGUGGCAAAACAAAAGUUGAUGUUAAAGACCAGAAAGUUGACAUCAAAGCACCAAAAGUAGAAAUCAAAGCACCAAAAGUAGAAAUCAAAGCACCAGAGGUGGAAGUAGGCGGUCCAGAGUUGGAUACAGAUAAGAAGUCAAAAGUUAAAAUACCAAAGUUUGGAAUUGAAUUGCCCAAACUCACUGAACCUCAAGCAGAGAUUGAUGUUUCAGCACCAGAUGCCAAAGUUAAAGUGAAAGGACCUGAAAUCAAAGGCAAGGACAGUGAAGUGCCUUCUAAAUCAGGAGAGACUGAUGGCAAAUAUGAAGGUCCCAAGAUGCCCAAGGUCAAAAAGGCUGUGUUUGUUUUUGUUAAACCCAAAACUAAUGGAUCUUCUACCAGUCUUUCGGAGAGUGAGGGGAGUGUGGGUUCUGCUGAAGCCAAAAUCAGAAUGCCCAAGAUUAAAAUGAAGCCAACAUUCGGAAAGUCUCAAUCCACUACAAAAGGGGUGAAAGUGAAGGGAGAAGCUGAUGGGGAUGAGGGAGAAGGAAAAGGAGAGUGGAAAACAAAGUCAGGCAAAAUCAAGCUCCCCAAGGUAAACUUCUCUCCAGGGAAAACCGGUUCCUUUGACGUCACUCUGAAUGGAUCGGGCGGAAAGAAAAGCGAGGGAUCUGGACCUCAUGUCAAUGGAGAGAGCGAGCCCACAUUUCAGAAUGGAUCCCAGGAAGACAAAGCCAAAUUUGGGAAGCUCAAGCUGCCGAAAAUCGAGUUCUCUUCUCCGUAUACCAAAGGGGCCGAGGGGGAUGCUGAAAUGAGCAUGAAGCCGGGCAAAACCGAGGAACCAUCCGGAGAUGAUGGCGAAGGCAAAGGGAUGAAGUUCAAGUCUCCCAAGAUAACCUUUCCCGGCUUUAAAAAGAAGGGAAAGGGUGAAGAGGAGAAGCCUGGCACUCUGGUUUCUUCUACUGCCAGGACUGAAAUGGCUUUGCUGGAAUCAGGAGACAAGAUAACCACAGAGUCCUCUGCCAAACCCAAAGUGUCUAUAGACUUUGUCUCAGGCAGAUCCAAAGGGGAGUACACAGUGGAGAGCAGCGCGUCAGCUACUUGCAGUGAAUCAGGUGGGGUGCCCACUCUCAGGGGUGUCCAAGGAGUCGAUGAACAAAAAACAGAAGGAAAAGAGAAAUCCCCCAAGUUUAGGCUCCCCAAGUUCUCCCUCAGCCCCAGGUCCAAGGGGAUCCUUGAAAUCUCAUCAGAGGGGUCUCCCCAGGGAAGCAGGGAUUCAUUGCAGCAAACAAGAGGGGCCGAAUCCUCCGGUGGUUUCAAGAUCCAGAUGCCCAGGCUUGGGUUCAAAACGAGCCAGGAAGUACACACUACGGAAGAGCAGACCGUGACAGUGGAGGAGGGUGGCGUAGUGGUGGGGUCAAAAACACUGAAGCACACAGCAACAGCAUCAAUGACUGAGAGAUCCACAACCAUUUAACAACAUGGGACGAUAGACAAUGUGAACACCACUCAUCCAGUUAUUUUAAAAAAAUGACCACUUUAUUAUUCGUCUUUGCUUGCUCAGUUCUGAAUGUUGGUUACACCGAAGCAGUCAACCAACUCCGGAAAAAAACUGCUACCAGAACUUAUAUAACAUAUAUCACAAAAUCGUACAACAAUGGCUCUCCCUCCAGAACCUGUUCCAUAGAGCCAUCCGAUACAGUCAUCUUGAUUCUAAGGUCUUUACGGUGGUAAUGCUUGUGAAUUGUAUCCCACAUUAACAUGCAGUUGAAUAACCUGUGAAGUGCUUUUAAAACUUUGCUUGGACAAUCAGUGAAGGCUGGAAACCACAAGGGUAUUUCUGUUCAGUGAUUUUCAUCAAGCCACUACACCCAGUUGACUGAAAGGGGCUUGCUUCUUUUGCCUGUGUGAUCCUUGUUGUGAUCCUUGUUGAAUGGGCUUUUUAUAGACACCUGCUAAUAUGUAUCUAAUAUCACUGGCUGCUAUUACAUUUGCUGAAUUAAGCUUCAGUGCCUUAUACUAGAAUCCCUUAUAAUGUGACUCUGCCAUGGGGACAACACUAAAAUCUGUUUGGGUACAAAUUGCCAGUCUUUUGCCUUAUCAGAACAUGAUAGAACAUACACUUGGAAAUGUUUUGCUCGAAGAAUACCAUUGUACAUUUGACAAUUACAAUUUGGUAACAUUUGUAUUGACUGUAAAUACUACUAUAUUCUUCACAUAACGAUUACUGAUUAACAGUCUAGACCUGAAAGAAAGAAAGAAAGAAAGAAAGAAAGAAAGAAAGAAAGAAAGGGUUAAAUUAAGACCCCUUUGGCUAUGAUUAUUAGGCCCAAAACUUUGACUGUCAUCUGGUAUGAAUUGUCUUUUUGUUGAGGAUAGAUUUGGUAAUAAUAAUAACCACAGAGCCACUGUAUUUGUGUUUAAGUUGCUUUAUUUCCCUGUUUUCGUGGUUGAAGCUUUAGGUGCUGAAGGAGGUAAUUCACAAGCCUUUUCUCUGCUUUCAGUCUGGAUGCCUCGGGGCACAAACAACACACAUUUCAACACAAUGUUCUGCAAGGUUUGUUGGGGACUAACACAACUUUUUUUCCACCCAACUUGGGAAAUUAAAAAAUCUUAUGAUUAGAAAGUAUACAUUUACCUGGCAUUACAUCCGUAAUUUGACUGAAUAGAACAGAGAAUUGAGGCAGGCUGUAAAAUGCGGCUGUAUUUUUUGACUGAAUCUGCAGUGUUAUCACUGCUUAUAUGCCUUUUAUGCAGCAAUUUCAUGUAUGUCAUCUUACAUGCUAACAUCUUCAGUUCCCCUAUUUUCUUAAUGUACCUUUUCUCAAACUAAGCCAUACUCACUUACAAUCUUGUUUCCUCAGUGCUUGGCUGCUUGACAUCGGUGUAUUAUUCAAAAUGAAUUACUUCAGAACUCAGAGGAAGUACAGAAGAUAUUCAGGUGUUAUUCCUAUGGCAUUCACUCAGAAUUCACUAGGAAUUUGCAGCCAUUAUUUUAAAGUAUUAUCUGGACAUAUUUAAAUAUCUGAAUUGUGACGUGCCCUGGGGUGCAUUAGCAUGAUCUGUAUAAGAGUGCAUUUGUAUUGUAUUGUACCCCUGACAGCUCUGGGUAUGUGGUGGGGUAUUUCAGUAAGACAGCUCAACAUUAGUAGGAGCUAUUUUACAUCACAAGAGCCCCCACCAGUAGGACUUGGGCAAAUUAGGACAACUACUGGAUUCUCCUUUUUUUUGUAGCUAAUCAUUUGUGAAGCUUCUAAUUACUUCCAUUGGUCAAACUUGCUGUUAAAAGCCAUGUUUGUGUCACAUUAAUUCAUACCCGUCGUACUAAAAGGUGUCUUGCCUUAGGCUUCCACUAGAUGGCAGUAUGACAAGGAGUGUUUGCCAGGGAAUGCACUAGUUUUAGCCAUUCAAAAUGGGAGGGGGGGAGGGGGGCAUUUUGUCUUUUGCUUGUUCUUCUAAUCCAAUUUUUGUGUAACCCAGCUCUGGGUUAAAAACUGCAAACAACUUGAGUCCUUAAGACAAGUUUUCUCCUUCAUCUCCUGGAAUGUUGAUUGUGAAUGUGGUCCUAUACAAGUUUUCUUUCUUUUUGAAUUUGACAAACUAUCAUGUGAAUUAUGUUGACUGUAAAUACAUUUUAUUGCCAAACGUAAUAUCGGAUUUUGCUAAUAAUAUAUGAGGUGGCUUAA
Molecule: messenger RNA, 11398 nt
Organism: Acipenser ruthenus (sterlet)
Lineage: Eukaryota; Metazoa; Chordata; Actinopteri; Acipenseriformes; Acipenseridae
Product: neuroblast differentiation-associated protein AHNAK-like
Exons: 7
Coding region: 1-9189 (3062 amino acids)
Biological process (GO): regulation of RNA splicing
Cellular component (GO): cytoplasm; nucleus
Molecular function (GO): protein binding
Source: RefSeq, a predicted model, not a curated record